Molecule: messenger RNA, 297 nt
Organism: Staurois parvus
Lineage: Eukaryota; Metazoa; Chordata; Amphibia; Anura; Ranidae
Source: the annotation of a GenBank genome assembly
CCCACUGCAUGUUGUCAAUAAGAAGUGGACCUGAUGGGGAACUGUGAUGCAAUGAUGGCUUUCAAGGUACACAAUACAAACGCUGAACAAAUGAUACAUAUUCCAGUCCAGGGGCGGACUGACAACUCAUGGGGCCCCCGGGCAAUAGGGGAUCAUGGGGCCCCUGUGUCCUUGCCCAAACUCAAAAAAGCCUAUGAAAAAGGUACCAGGGGCAUCUCAUGGGGCCCCCUACUGACCCCGGGCCCUCGGGCAGUGCCCGAGUUUCCAAAUGGUCAGUCCGCCCCUGUUCCAGUCACA